AUGUCCUUUGUCGCUCAGGAACAGCAUCAGCUUCCCACCCCCUCCGAUACACCCAGAGCGAUGGAGCAAGAGGAGGCCUCACCGGCCUCGUACCCCAACCACUCAACCACCUGGACUCCGGUUGAUGGCAUGACUCCAAUAUCGACCAACCCGUCGAGGAAGCGCUCGCGUGACGAGACCGCAUUCGACGUCGAAGCAGACGGAUCUUAUUUCGCCUCGGUUGACACCCCGGCUCCGAUUCCCGAAGAGGAACCCAUUUACGGCGAGGGAAUGGUCUUGCUCAAUCCGAAGACAGGCCUGUCGGUCUCGGCUGAGAGCCAAACGGGCACUUGGUAUGAAGAAAAGGUGGAUGAAAAAGCACUCAAGGAUGAGAUUGCUGCGGCAUAUACUCGGCCCAAGCUGCCGACCAGUCGCAAAUCGGUCAGGCUGUCUCAGACGUCGCUCCGCCUACCAAUUGACACCAACAUCGCCUCGGCGCCUGCCAGUCCACCAAAGACGGCCUCAGAUCGGCCAGAGUUUGACGAGGCGACUAUUGCGCUUGGAAUUGGAUGGACCAAGAUGGAGUCGGAAAGCGAAUCUAUGCAGGCCGCUGCCAGGGGUUGGGCAAAGUAUUUGGACAAUCACUACUCCAGGUAUAUCCACGGCGCUCAGAUCCUCCUCAAGAACGCCGGUCUCGACGCAUACCUCGUCGGCUGUCAAGAAGGUUUCUUCCUUUUCAGUGAAAGUCUAUUGGAGGGAAAACUGGUCGGCAGAACGUGGGAGUCGUGCCUUCACAAUCUGAGAUGCCAGCCCAUGGUCUUUGAAGGCGAAGAGGUAUUGCGAGCUGAGAGCACACCAGGUCCGGAGGCUGCUCAGUCCCAAUUGUCAGAAACCGUGCAGAUGGAGAAUUGGGCCGACUUUCACCGGCUUAACCAUCAGCAAACGGUCGCUAUUCCUAACGGAGGUAUGGAUCUCGACUGA
This is a messenger RNA of Fonsecaea erecta, 960 nucleotides long. RefSeq lists its product as hypothetical. The coding region runs from base 1 to 960 and encodes 319 amino acids. The transcript has a single exon. NCBI's taxonomy places the organism in Eukaryota, Fungi, Ascomycota, Eurotiomycetes, Chaetothyriales, Herpotrichiellaceae. The record is from RefSeq and is a predicted model, not a curated record.